AUGAAAAUACAUUUAAUAUUAGUUCUUCUAAUAGCAGUCAAUACUCAAUCCUUUUUGGAAGAGUCUGCAUUAUUACACUAAACUCCUUUUGCUCCCAUAAUGAUCUAAGAAGAUGUGUAGUAAUAAGAGAUUGAGACAGCUGUAGCUCCAGAAUAAGAAUAUGUUUAUGAUCCAGAAUCAGUCUUAUAAUCUGCUAAAGAACAAUAAAUUUUAAUAGCUAGAAAUUAUGAGUAAAAUUUACCAGCUAAAGGUGAUUGUAUAAUUUUGUAUUCUGAAUGCAAUUUUAGAGGAUCAUCAUUCAAAUACUGCAAUUAACCAGAUGAAGUUUUAUCAUUUUAACUUCCAAUUUAAUCUGUCUAUGUUCCUAUUGGGUAUUAAUUGUAUUUAUUAAGAUCAUCAUUCUAAAUGACUGAUGCAUAAGAGGGAAAUAAAGUUAAUAUGUUAAUGAGUCAUGAUUGUAUUCCAUCAGGCUUACAUUUACCAGAACCUCAACUUUAAGAAGUCUAAGAGUCUGGUAACAAUUGGUUUAGUGAAUUAAAAGAUUCUGAAAAAGCCAUAUUAGAUGAAGGUGAUUUAUCGACACCAAAAAUUUAAUUCUUUGAUAAUGAUGGAAAUGUGAUCAGUAAAUUUUCUUAUGAUUAUUUCAUCAGGUAGAGAACAAUAUUAAAAAAUGGUUGAAGAAGAUGCCAAGAGAUCUUAUGAAAUCUUAACUGGAUAAUCUAAUUUAUCAUCACCAGGAGAAGAAUAACCAUAAUAAACAGCAACUGCUAAUGUUUAAGAAAUGCCAGUCGAAAAAGAAGCUUAAUAAUAAUGAAAAUUAUUAAAAAAUUUUAGAC
This is a messenger RNA of Paramecium sonneborni, 836 nucleotides long. NCBI's taxonomy places the organism in Eukaryota, Ciliophora, Oligohymenophorea, Peniculida, Parameciidae. The record is from the annotation of a GenBank genome assembly.